UCUAUUGUAAAGUACAAAUCAAGUUUUAUUUAAAAUGACUGGUCGCGGUAAGGGAGGAAAAGGAUUGGGUAAAGGAGGUGCCAAACGUCAUCGUAAAGUGUUACGAGAUAACAUCCAGGGUAUUACGAAGCCAGCUAUUCGUCGUUUAGCACGACGUGGUGGAGUCAAGCGGAUCUCUGGUCUAAUUUAUGAAGAAACUCGAGGUGUUUUGAAAGUGUUUCUCGAAAACGUUAUCCGUGAUGCAGUCACAUACACCGAACAUGCUAAAAGGAAGACUGUCACGGCUAUGGAUGUAGUCUAUGCCUUGAAGCGUCAGGGACGUACAUUGUACGGAUUUGGAGGUUAAGUCAGUUACUCCUAACUAAAACCAACGGCCCUUUUCAGGGCCA
Chelonus insularis is the source of this 389-nucleotide messenger RNA. RefSeq names its product histone H4. Gene Ontology annotation, biological process: nucleosome assembly. Lineage: Eukaryota; Metazoa; Arthropoda; Insecta; Hymenoptera; Braconidae. The record is from RefSeq and is a predicted model, not a curated record. The transcript has a single exon. The coding region runs from base 35 to 346 and encodes 103 amino acids. Gene Ontology annotation, molecular function: DNA binding; structural constituent of chromatin; protein heterodimerization activity. Gene Ontology annotation, cellular component: nucleosome.